Aspergillus japonicus CBS 114.51 is the source of this 588-nucleotide messenger RNA. Its product is annotated as BTB/POZ domain-containing protein. NCBI's taxonomy places the organism in Eukaryota, Fungi, Ascomycota, Eurotiomycetes, Eurotiales, Aspergillaceae. The transcript has a single exon. The annotation marks the transcript as partial. The record is from RefSeq and is a predicted model, not a curated record.
UAUACCGUGUACGAGGAGCUGGCUCAUGCAUCUUCGCCAGUUAUCGACAAGGCUUUGACGGCCAGCUGGGUAGAGCAUUGCAACCGCACCAUUCAGUUUCCGGAGGGUGAACCUGCGACAUUCGAGAUAUACAUGCAUUGGCUCUACUUCUCAACGUUUGCUGUGGUUGGCUACGAUGAUGGUAGUGGCUACAGACCAUUGAUCAAAGCCUAUGUCCUAGGAGACAAGUUACUUGACACGAAGUUCCAGGACGCCGUGAUUGAUGCCAUUGUCGAAAGACGAUACUCGAAAGACCUGGUUUGCAAAUACACCCAGCCUAGCAAUGACACCAUCAACUGGUUAUACUCCCACACAACUUCCUCGGCGCCGAUCCGCCAGCUAUUUGUGGAUAUGCUCGCGGGUUGCAGAAGUCCCCCUCUAGCGGUGACGGUUUUUUUGAAAGAGACCUCCCAGGAAUUUCUUCUGCAGCUGAUAGCAAAGCUGUAUGAACGGCGAGCGACGGACAAAACACCUCUCAAGGCCUCCGAUUAUUAUCGUCAGCCCACUGACCCCAGUAAGCCAACUCAGCCAGAGGACAAAUCUAAGUAG